Molecule: messenger RNA, 3964 nt
Organism: Cygnus atratus (black swan)
Lineage: Eukaryota; Metazoa; Chordata; Aves; Anseriformes; Anatidae
Gene: GREM1
Product: gremlin 1, DAN family BMP antagonist
Exons: 2
Coding region: 258-812 (184 amino acids)
Biological process (GO): animal organ morphogenesis
Molecular function (GO): receptor ligand activity; BMP binding
Source: RefSeq, a predicted model, not a curated record
CGCUUGUCCAAUGAUCUGGAGGGGCUUGGAGCGCAGAUCUCAGCUGGCAGACAUUUAAAUGGGAGACAGCUCGGCGCUGCUGCAAUUUGUAGGCAGGAUCCGAGGCUCUCCCUCUAUGGAAUCCCGGGCAGCCCCGGGCUCCUACAUCGCCCGCUCCGCCAAGUGACACCGCAGGGCAGAGCCGCGCCGAGCCCCAGGCCCCGACGAGGAGCCGCCGCCACCGAGCCGGGCCCCCCGAGGAGCCGCCGCCGCGCAGGAUGGUCCGCAUGCUGUAUGCCGUUGCUGCUGUGUUUCUUCUGAUGGGAUUUCUGGUACCGACAGCAGAAGGGAGAAAGAGGAACCGUGGAUCCCAAGGUGCUAUCCCUCCUCCUGACAAGGAUCAGCCCAAUGAUUCAGAGCAAAUGCAGACACAGCAGCAGUCGGGCUCUAGGCAUCGAGAACGAGGAAAAGGCACCUCAAUGCCUGCAGAGGAGGUGCUGGAAUCCAGUCAGGAGGCACUGCACAUCACUGAGCGCAAAUACCUAAAGCGGGAUUGGUGCAAAACUCAGCCCCUCAAACAAACUAUCCAUGAAGAAGGCUGCAACAGUCGCACCAUUAUCAACAGGUUCUGCUAUGGCCAAUGCAAUUCCUUCUAUAUACCCAGGCAUGUCCGCAAAGAGGAAGGUUCUUUCCAGUCUUGUUCCUUCUGCAAGCCCAAGAAAUUUACCACCAUGACUGUUACCCUCAACUGCCCCGAGCUUCAGCCCCCUAGGAAGAAGAAAAGGAUCACCCGCGUGAAGGAGUGCCGAUGUAUAUCUAUCGACUUGGACUAAGCCGAGAAAAAUACCAUACCGAUUGCACUCUGACUGUCCGCAAUCAUUGCCAGUGUGAGAGGGAGUGGCAUGAAAUAGCAAAGCUUCAGGGCUGGACGAAACUGAAAGGAACCCAGUGAACUACCUAAAAAAAAAAACAAACAACAACCAACCAACCAACCAAAAAUCAAAGAACAAAAUGGAUGUAAGGGAAGAAUAGGCAUGAGUUUGGGAGUAAGAGAGAAAAUGGAUGUGUGUAAGCAAAUAUACGAAUGUUCACUCUGACAAAAAAAAAAAAAAGGAAAGGAAAUAAAGAAUCAACAGGGGUAUUAAAGAUUAAACAAUCUAUUUACCCACAGUCAUGAAUUAGGUUUCCUAAUGUAAAUUCACAUUUUUGCCACUUACUGGGAAAGUGGAGCUGUGGCUUUUGCUAAUGUUCACCUGCCAUACUAUUUGCUUUUACUGUAUUAUGAGAAACAUCAAAGUGAGAGGACGAUAUAUCUGAAAGCAUGAAUCUAUUCUUAAAUAUGAAGUAGGCUACAAGCAGUUACGGCAUAGCAAAAACAUCACUCAAAAUAGCAGUUGUAUCAACAGUUUGUAAUGUGCUUCUUCAAAAAAAUAGCUGUAAUCCAAAAGCCGCUUUUGGAGAACAAUGGGGGAAGUGGGAGUGUUGAAAAGUCAGUAUAGGUGGAUGGAAAACAGAACCACAGCCAGUUAGACAGCAAAAGGCCAAAGUAAGUAGACAGGGGGAGUACAAAAGGGAGUAGAAAAAAGAAAGAUACAUAAAUAGGAAGACACAGAGGAAGAGAUACUGUCUUCUGUUUACGUUUUGCUUUAAUUUAUAUACCUAGUCAUAUAUUACAUAAAUUAAAGACAAACUAUAUACAAGGCUAUUAAAUACACUUCUGAAUUCUAAUGGCUCUCCACAUCAAUCCAAACCCAUUCUUGUGCCACUAGAUCCAUUCGAUGUCUUGUAUUUCUGGUAUCAGUUAUUCCUCAUAUUACAUAUAUAUGUAUAUGCAGUAUCUUUUAUUCAUUGGUAUCUAUACAUACAUACAAUGAGUAUGCAUACUCUAUUGUGCAUAUCUGAACUCUCUCCUUCUCUUUUUCACACACAUACAUAAAAACGUACAUACCACAGCACAAAAAUCUUGCUAACCAUGAUCAUGUACAGAAUGGCAGUAAUUUAGUACAUAAAGAGCAAAGCAAAAAUUAAAACAAGCAUCAUGUGACUGCAAAUGCAAUAACCACACAAGAGACAAAAGACACGACAUUCAUGACUAGUAAACAUUGCAUUGUUAUUGUUAUUUUAGCUUUGCCACAGGCAUGCAGUUUGUUGAAAAAGAGAUGAAGAACUUUGCCAGCAAUAAUCCUCUUUUUAUAUCUUUUACCGCAGACUUGCAUUUAAACAGGAUUUGGACUAAGUAAAGAGAAUUUCCUGAAAAUUAAGGGCUAACUGCCCCCUCUCAUCUGGGGGGAAAAACACACGAAAGGGGACACGCUACUUCCAGCAGCCCAAAGACACUCACCUGGGAGACCAGCCUGCAUCGUCUUUCCUUCAGGAGUAGGAGCUCAAACCAGACCAGGGUGGAGGCUCUUGGCGAGAGCGCGGCCAGCCCUGUGCAGCUGGGUGGACGCGGGGCCACGCGACCCCGCAGGCGGUGCUGCUGCCCUGGGCCCUGGGGCCAUCUGGGCAGCCACCAUGGUCCACAGCCACCCCGCACCUCAAGCAGCCGUUGUGCCUCCUGCUGAUGCCUUCCUGGGUGCUGGCUCAGCGAGGGCGCUUUCUGUCCAGGCGGUGAGGGCACCGCAGUGCCACUCGCCUUCCUACGCCCUGACAGAAGGCCCCCUGCAAAAUGGCGCUUCCCUGUGGCAGCCAUGUCCAAGUCAGUGGUACGGUGGGGCUUGCACACCCAGGACUUGUUUUCCCCUUCAGCAGCAAUGCUCUUCUGUCUCCACUAUCAGCAUUGCUGUUCUUUCUCACACCAAAAGCCUCUCUCAGCCACAGGGUGAUUGUUUUGACAGGAUUUCUGUCCAUCAAACUCUGAGGAAGACCACUCUGCUCUUAGUAACAUAUCCAUAGGAAAGAAUAAACAGUGGCACAUCACAGAUGUGUACAAUGUGCAGUCAUUAUAUUAGAAGCCACCACUGUUACACAAUGUCUCAUGCAAUUAUUGGCAAUAUCCUGCGUCUCUGCAAUUAAUAUAUUUUUCCUAUAAAAUCCACAGCUACAAGGUCUGCAUUUAUAAGAUUGAGAGGUUGCAACUCAUUGAUUCAUAUUAUUUAAAUGCAUUUCACCUGGCGUACUCUCACUCAGCAGGGUUGACACAUUUCUUCAUGGAUUUUAAAAUCCAAUUUUAAAAUCUGGAAUUAUAGGAGGUAGAUUUCCACUGUGUGGAAUGUGAAUAGUUAAACAGAAAGAUAUGGAUAUUUAAUGUUAUUAUUAACACAAAUCCUCUUUCAUUGAUAAUAAGCAGAGGUUGUUUUCCUUUAAAUUACCUUUUUGAGUUGGUUUGCAGGUGACAGGGCCAAUCUCAGCCUUUGCUGAAAGAUUUGUACUAGCUAGUGUUUCUGUUCAAUAAAUGGGCCCAACUUAAUAAAGAAAUUGUUUUCUUCAAUUGCUGUCAAUAGAAAAACUCUCAUUGUCUUUAACAGUGACGGGAUUUCAUUCUAGGCUGCUCUGUCCCUAAAGCCUUAGACACGAAGCAAAGCUUUAGACGUUACCAACUCCUUUAUUUAACAUUAGGCUAGCAUUCUGAAGGAAAACCGAUAAAAGUGUUACAAAUCCUUAUGUUCCAAACAGCCUGUGCACAGAUCACAACGGAACUCCCCUGGAGGCAGAUCCCCCCCAUAACUAUGUAAAUUUUAUACAAAGAACUUUUAUGAAUUGCUAGUUAUUGCCUGAGAGUAAGAAAGUUCUGCUAACUUACAAUUAUACAAGAUAUUUAAUAUCAACCACAAUAUGUAUUUAAAUGUCUGCUUUAUUCUAAAAACAAUGGACUAUAUAACCUAAGGCUGCAGUAUUUUCAUGCUCGGUCUCACAAAGCAAAACUUGGUUUAAAAUGAAGUUUUAAUUAUUUUGUAACUGAAUAGAAUUGGAGGUUUUUCUUCCCAGCAUUUUGUACGUCAUUUUAACUACUAGUAACAAAUAAAUAAAAUAUCUUCUUCAGCCC